Bradysia coprophila is the source of this 3612-nucleotide messenger RNA. RefSeq names its product lipoma-preferred partner zyxin (gene Zyx). The record is from RefSeq and is a predicted model, not a curated record. NCBI's taxonomy places the organism in Eukaryota, Metazoa, Arthropoda, Insecta, Diptera, Sciaridae. Gene Ontology annotation, biological process: cell-cell adhesion. Gene Ontology annotation, cellular component: stress fiber; focal adhesion.
CAGUGAAUGACAGUGUUUGAAUGAAAAUGUGUCAAAUAAUCGAUUCUUUGCGUUAAAGGUGGAACAUUCAUAUUUUUUCUCUCGUAUACACAAAUUCCUUAUCAAAUCGUUAUAACGUAGAUACGAGUUGACUUUGUGUGGCACACUCUUAAUCGCAUUUAUUGCAUUCCAAAACCGAAAAGAAGGCAUUUAACGACGAAUCAGUGUAAUCACAUCACACACUGCAUGUGUCUGAUCUCAUAGAAACUGGUUUUGUAUUUUGGGUUCGAUCACUUUGAGAAAAAGACGAGCAUUGAUAUCAUGGAUGAUUUGGAGAAGCAGCUACAGCAGUUACAAAUGUUGAAUAAUCGUGAUUUGUCGCCAAAACCAUCACAGGGAUUAUUGUUGAAAAAGGUUGCGCCUGAAAUUCCACCAAAACCCAAAAAGAAUCAAAAGAAUCAAUCACAGUCUCCAUCAUCAAGCACAAGUCCAAUAAUAUGCGAACCAAGCUAUUCACAAAUUCUGCAGGCACACUCACCAGCGGCCACAAUCCACAAUAAUGAUUACAUUAACAUGAAAUUGACACUGGACAAUCCGGCUGUCCUGGAGCAGAAGUUGGAAGCUUUAGAACAUCAUAAGAGAGUGUUAGAAAAUCAACAACAACGUCGAUUACAAUUGCAGCAAAAGGGUGAACAGCCUGGAUAUGGUUCCAAUUCCAAUUCGUAUCGUAGAGCGGACGGACCGGUUAGCAAUGGCAGUAAGAUUUACGAGAAUCAGUCCCGAUUGUAUGAAAACAUGAAAAGCAAUGAACCGACGUACGGAAGUUUGAAUAAAUCGAUUCCGAGUAAUAACCACGAUAAACGAGCCGAUGGCGGACUGGUUUAUAGCAACAUAAUGCACGGUAAUAGCAACGGCCGAAAUGGCAGUGCUAACAAAACUGAUACUCGGAAUCCUUACAGUAAUAUGACGUAUGAUGGUAACUUACAAGAUGAUUUACCACCUCCACCACCAAUGGACUUGCCGCCGCAAUUAACAUUGGCUGAUAAUGAUUAUCACCUUAAUCAUCCCAACGAAGAAGAACUUCCACCGCCUCCUAGUCCAGUCAGUUCUUCAUACAGUUCAUCGUACAGUGAACUAAGACGAGCAACAGGAAUGCCAUCGUAUCCAUCACAGAAUUAUCAACACUUAAAUAAUGCGGGUGUACACGGACAUCACGGAAAUGUUGGUCGCAAUGAUUUAAUGCAGACCUAUGCUAACAGCUAUCAACCCGAUUACGGUUAUGUUCCCAGUUCUCAGAGCAUCACUUCGGAUUACGCUUGCUAUGGUGGUUCUUCGCAGGGAUCCACUACCUACGAAUCCCUUUACGAACCGAUUAAUCCACGACCACCCAGCCAAUUGUCAUCAAGAUCGAACUAUUCUUUGUACACUCCAUAUGUGAGUGGUCCACAGGGCGGCAUCAAUGGUAAAAUGCCUAGCCAUAAAGAGGCAGAAGUGGAUGUAUUGACGGAUCUACUCGUGCAGAGCAUGGACAAUAACCAAGACAUUGAUAGUUAUGGUACAUGUGUUGAAUGCGGUGAACGCGUUGUCGGAGAAAAUUCGGGUUGCACGGCUAUGGAACAAAUUUAUCAUAUAAAAUGUUUCACCUGUUGCCAAUGCCAAAUGCCGUUACAAGGCAAACCAUUUUAUGCUUUCGAUGGCAAACCGUGCUGUGAAGAGGAUUAUCUAAAUACACUGGAGAAAUGCUCAGUUUGUAUGAAGCCGAUUUUAGAAAGAAUUCUACGUGCCACCGGAAAACCGUAUCAUCCACAUUGCUUUUGCUGUGUCGUUUGCGGAAAAAGUUUGGAUGGAGUACCGUUUACAGUUGAUGCUACCAAUCAAAAUCAUUGCAUUGAAGAUUUCCAUAAGAAAUUCGCUCCUCGUUGCUGCGUUUGUCGAGAGCCAAUUAUGCCCGAACCGGGCAAAGAGGAAACGGUGCGUGUUGUUGCACUUGACCGAAGUUUUCAUGUAUCUUGCUACAAAUGCGAGGAUUGCGGUCUGCUAUUGUCUUCCGAGGCAGAGGGACGUGGAUGUUUUCCACUCGAUGAUCAUAUUCUUUGCAAGAGCUGCAAUGCGAAGCGAGUCCAAGCGCUGACCAGUCAUAUGACCACCGAGCUAUAAAAAUGUUUACCUCAAGUUUAGAAGGUAGGCGGAUACAAUUUGUCCAAACGGCACCACGGUUGUCAUUUCGAAAAGUUUUUUUUUAAAGAGAAAUUUUGUGAUUUGCUUAUAUAGAAGGAUAAUACUCGGUAACAGAAUUUAUAUGAAAUUGUUUUUUGAUAAAAUCAAUAUUUACAACUGGAAACAUUGAUGUUUACCAUAUCUGACCAACAAAAUCAUAACACCAACGACACCGAACAAUUUGUCUCAGAUAUUUAAAUACGAAAACCCAUCAUCCCGAAUAGAUUUUACUUCAUUCAUUAUUAAUAAUGUGACAAUACGGACAGUACUAUCGACCAGUUUAAAUACUUCGAACAGAUAUUCAUGAUCAUGAUCCCACAUAAAUACUUAUCUCGUUUAACGGCUUUUGGUAGAUGGAUCGAUGUUAUUGUGAAAAUUUGGUAACAUAAAAUUUGGCUUAAGAUUUAGCAUGAAAGUCCGAGAGCCUGUGUGCAUAUCAUAGGAUCACGGUUUCAAACCUAUUUAUGUCAUAUUAUACCGCCCGAUACGAAGAACACUUGGUUCACGACUUACCACGAUUCAUUUUUGAGCGUUAGGAGCGCACAAACUCAUGUGGUCGAUUACACGUCUCAGCCGAUCGAAAUGAGUCCAAACGACGAUGUUAUUAAACAAUGCGUAUGCGGUUGCUAGAUAGCUGCCGUGGACUAACUGAAGAAUGGAAGUUUUCAAUUUUUAUUGAAACAUUCUUGCCAGGCGAGGCAAAUUUUCGACUUAUUUCCUACGACAGGACCAAUUUAUUCUUCAUAAGAUGCUAACACUUUUAUUCUGUCAUCAAAUUUGAAUUCUUUGCGAUGUUGGAAGGCUCGCUUCGCUCGUUUGAUAACAUCACAUCUAGUGACCCCAUUUCGCAACUUGUUGUUUAAAUAACUAUUGUGGACGGUAGAUAUUAGGUUUCGAACGAAGUAAGACAGAAAAGGACAACGAAUGUUGUACAGUUGGGAUAGUGUAAUAUGACAUAUGGGUUUAAAACAGUGGCCUGAUAUGCGCUCAACCUCUCGUUCUAUGAAAAUAAUUAUUCAAUUGGAUGAGUUGAAAGUUUUCCAUUAGUAUGUCGUUAAAUGAAUGUGACCUCCAGCGGUACAUUUCUUCGAAUAGAUUUUUUUUAAAAAAUGUUGUUAGAACAGUGGCAAGGCAUUGCAUUUAAUUAUGUUAAACACAAUUUUUCCAUGUUAAAAGUUUAGUAAACAUCGCAUUCUUUAGAGAGACGGUAUUAUGAUAACAAACAUUCCAAACGAUAUUUAUAAUCUUUAUAAUCAUUAGUAUGUAAGAUGAAAAUGAUGGAGCCUAGCUCUAAUACGCUAAAAUUGAUGCAAAAAGUAAAUUCUUUUCUUUAAAAAAUUUGUAAUUAAUUCCAAUUCCCUAUAUUGCCAAUAAAAUCUCUACAGUCGCAUUCGAGGACAAAAUAAAACGUUGAAA